This is a messenger RNA of Prosopis cineraria, 1298 nucleotides long. RefSeq names its product heavy metal-associated isoprenylated plant protein 36-like. The coding region runs from base 65 to 817 and encodes 250 amino acids. NCBI's taxonomy places the organism in Eukaryota, Viridiplantae, Streptophyta, Magnoliopsida, Fabales, Fabaceae. The transcript has 3 exons. The record is from RefSeq and is a predicted model, not a curated record. Gene Ontology annotation, molecular function: metal ion binding.
CAUUAUCCUCUGCCUUCAAGCAAGUUAAUACCUCUUGGUCUCUCUAAUUUCACACCUUUUCCUCAUGGCUCCUGAGCUGCAGAGACCUCGAGUCACAGAGAUACAGGUCCGGAUGGACUGUAAUGGCUGUGUGCAGAGGAUAAAGAAAACUCUUAACAACAUUAAUGGAAUAAAUGAUAUAUACUUCGACCUCCCUCAACAAAAAAUCACAGUCAUUGGGUGGGCAGACCCAGAAUAUAUCGUCAAAGCUAUCAGAAGAACCAAGAGGAAUGCCACCAUUAUUUGCACGCCUAAUAUUGAACCAACACGGUCUCCCAUUCUAACACCAGAACAAGCCCCAGAUGCAACACAGAAGAAAGAAGAAGAUGGACCACCACCUGAGCAAGAAGAAAACUGCAAAGAUCCUCCACCGCUUGAACAGCCUCCUGAGGCGACGGCAUUGCCCAAACUAGAUGAUAGCUCAAGUCAGCAAUCAGAGAGUUGCCCAGAAACAGAAGAUGAGGGAGAGACUCAUGAGAUAUACAAGCAUCCACCUAACUAUCGAUCCAGAUACGCUUCUGGUCAUGAUUAUAUUGAACAACGGGACAGAUAUCACAGGGAAGUAUUUCUAAAAGAGCCACCCACACCAUUAUAUGUGACACACUGCUAUAACACGUGCCAGCCAUCCCCUCAUGUCACCGAAUAUGAAUAUGUCAGAUCAUACAAGCACACACAUUAUAGCCGUAUGGAACUUUACAGUGGAGAAUACUAUAAUGACAAUGAAAAUUUCACGUCAUUGUUCAGUGAUGAAAAUCCCAAUUCAUGUACAAUAGUCUAGAUCGCCAAGAGAUGGUUACCAGAAGUCAAGAAGACUAUUUCUGCCAGAUAAGUUGAUGUAUGAGAUGAUGGCAAUAAUUAGUAAAAUUGUAUAGCUUGGGAGUGGAAAAUAGAAUUAUUUGGGUAUGCGCGUGAGAUUCAAGGCGCAGGAAUUAGAUUCUUUGCUUCUGGAUAUCAGAAGAAAAAGUUCCAGAUUCCUUCCUUAAACGUACAAAAGCUCACAUGGUAUUUCGUGUGACAGAAGAUACGAAGGUCUUGUAUUUUACAACAUUGCAGUCCCGGUCCACGCCGUCCUUAAUUGAACAUAGUUAUAUCAGAAAUCAGAACAGCCUGAAGUAGAAUCAGAUGAGGAUUUUUUUUUUAAUUAUUUUCAGUGACGUCCUUUUCCAACAUGCACGAGAUUUGUAAUCUCUGCUGAGUUUAUUCUAAAGCAGAAAGUUUAUAUGAUGCUUGCACAGUGGAAGAUAACAUUUGAUCAACAA